GAAAAGUGUCGUCUCUGGCAGUAUUGAAAUUUGAAAACAGACGGAAGCAGGAUCCAACAGAAAGCAACGCAAACCAAUGGCGCCCACUCUUUUCUCCCAUCUCCAAACAUAUCUUUCACUUGUACUGCUAUAAAUCUCCUUUUCUAUGGAAUAAAAAUUCCGAUUCAAUUGCAGGAAACAAUAUGUCGUCGGCCGGAAAAUACAGUUUCACAAAAUGCACCGUCAUUUUCUCUUUUCUAUGCCUUCUCGCCAUCGCUACCACGCUCCAUUUCCACUGGGCAUCACUUUCUUCCGUCUACUUAUCAUCCAUCGCAUCCACACAGAAAAACCACGUCGUUUUGGUCCCCAGAUCUGCCAAUGUAAACCAACCACAGAUAGAGCCUCCAGAUAAUGAGCAAGUGCACAACAAUGUGAACCAUAUGCCUGAACGGGUAUUAUCAGCUACGUUUGCGGAUUUAUCCGCACCAGAAUUGAACUGGGAGCAAAUGCCUACAGCUCCAGUGCCGCGUUUGGAUGGUUCAGCGGUCCAGAUCAAGAAUCUUCUAUAUGUUUUCUCAGGAUAUGGAACCCUCGACUAUGUACACUCACAUGUUGAUAUCUACAACUUCACCGAUAACACGUGGAGCGGUAGAUUCGACACUCCGAAAGAAAUGGCGAAUUCUCAUCUGGGAAUGGCGUGUGAUGGGCGAUAUGUGUAUAUAGUGUCUGGUCAGUAUGGGCCCCAGUGUAGGGCUCCCACGACUCGUUCGUUCGUUCUCGAUACCAAGACAAGAAAGUGGAAGGACUUCCUAUCAUUACCUAGUCCAAGGUAUGCUGCAGCAACUCAAAUCUGGAAGGGAAGAUUGCAUGUAAUGGGUGGGAGCAAAGAGAAUCGGCACACGCCUGGCACAGAUCAUUGGAGCAUUGCAGUGAAGAAUGGUAAAGCACUCGAAAAUCAAUGGCGGACAGAAACCCCUAUACCUCGAGGAGGCCCUCACAGGGCUUGUGUUGCUGUUGGUGAUAGGCUUUUUGUGGUCUAUGGGGAUGUUUAUAUGCUGGAUGUGGAGAAUAAGUGGAAAGUAUUGGCCCCCAUGCCCAAACCAGACUCUCACAUAGAAUCCUCUUGGAUACUACAUAACAACUCCAUCAUCAUUAUGGGAGGCACCACAGAGAAAAACCCAGUCACCAAAAGGAUGAUAUUGGUUGGGGAGGUCUUCCAGUUACACUUGAACACACUGCAAUGGUCGGUGAUUGGGAGGCUCCCAUAUCGAAUAAAAACCACUUUAGCUGGAUUUUGGGAUGGCUAUAUAUAUUUCACAUCUGGACAACGAGACAGAGGUCCUGACAAUCCACAGCCAAGGAAAGUCGUGGGAGAAAUGUGGAGAACCAAGCUGAGUUCAGUCAUAUGAGAUGACUAACCAAACCCCCAAUUUUCUCAAUCUUUCAUCCUCAAUUUUUUAUUUUUAACCACUGGUAGAGCUGCUGAUUGUCUCGUUAUACACUUUCAACAUAUACUUUCAUUGUUGAGGGGAGUCUUUAUUUAGUUUUUAGUUUUCACAACUGUUGGUCCGCAGCCUAACAGCAAAAUUUGUAUUUAAUCAUUGUGU
This is a messenger RNA of Striga asiatica, 1586 nucleotides long. NCBI's taxonomy places the organism in Eukaryota, Viridiplantae, Streptophyta, Magnoliopsida, Lamiales, Orobanchaceae. The record is from the annotation of a GenBank genome assembly.